Molecule: messenger RNA, 5225 nt
Organism: Diabrotica virgifera virgifera (western corn rootworm)
Lineage: Eukaryota; Metazoa; Arthropoda; Insecta; Coleoptera; Chrysomelidae
Product: zinc finger protein 664-like
Exons: 2
Coding region: 417-1931 (504 amino acids)
Biological process (GO): regulation of transcription by RNA polymerase II; central nervous system development
Cellular component (GO): nucleus
Molecular function (GO): DNA-binding transcription factor activity, RNA polymerase II-specific; RNA polymerase II cis-regulatory region sequence-specific DNA binding
Source: RefSeq, a predicted model, not a curated record
UUCUUUCAAAAAAUAAAUUAAAAUUAAGAGAUUUUUUAACUCGACGGUAACUGAAUUACUUACCGUCGAGUUGGAGUACUUACCGUCGAGUUGGAUUACUUACCGUCGAGUUGCUAGUAAAUGUCACCUACUGACGUAAAAUCUGUCACGGUAAAUAGUCAAAAAUGAUCAAUCGUGCAAAAAUAAUAUUUUCAUUCGUCCAUUGUUUUGUAUUUACCGCCAAGAAUGAAUUAUGUAAAUUCGGUAAGAGGCGCUCUGGGUGGGCUGGUGCUGGUCUGGUCCAAUAGUCCAAUGCAUAGAUAAGGUAUAUAUAAGUUGUCAUAUGUCAAUUUUCGCUUGCCUGUAUUUUUUUUAUUUGUAUUUACUUUUUGGAUGUAAAAUUAUUAUUAAAUAAAAGACAAAUAAUUUGGUACGAAAUGGAAAUAAAACAAGAGUUAAGUGAGGGCCCCCCCUGCAAAGCAGAAAUAUGUAAUAAGGAGGAAGAUGCUCAUUUAGAUAACUUUAAAAGUGAAAUUAAAGAGGAGCCGAAAAGAGAGAGUACCCAUGAUACAUUUAACUGUUUAGAGUUAGAGGAAAUCUCCUUGAAGACUGAAAUAGAAGAUGAAAAUCAACUUAUGGUAUAUGAAGAAAAACAAACAAAUGAAAAGUACUUUCUCCAAGAGAUGAACACUAUGGAAGUUUUGAACACAACAGAUGAACAUGUAUCUAACAUAGAACAACCUAUGAGUCAACCAGGUGAAGAAAUUACACAAUGCGCAAUUUGUGAUAAAAAGUUUGCUAAAAGAAAAAAUUUGGAUCGUCAUAUGAAAAUUCACACUCCGGAAAAACCUUAUAAGUGCGAAAUUUGUCUGAGGCAGUUUACUACAACAAGUUAUUUUAAACAACAUUUGAGAGUGCACACUGGGGAACAACCUUACAAGUGCGAACUUUGUUUUAGGAUGUUUUCCCAGAUUGGUUCUUUGAAACGACAUAUCGCGUGGCAUAAUGGAGAAAAGCCUUAUCAGUGUGAAAUUUGUUUUAAGCAAUUUAGUCAAACAUGUUAUUUGAAACAACAUUUGAGAUUGCACACUGGAGAAAAACCACACAAGUGUGAAAUUUGUUUUAAGCCGUUUAGUCAAUUAAAUGAUUUGAAAAGACAUAUGAGAGUGCACACUGGAGAAAAACCUUACAAGUGUGAAAUUUGUUUUAAGCGAUUUAGUGAAAAGGGAACUUUGAAACCUCAUAUGAGGUUGCACACUGGAGAGAAACCAUACAAGUGUGAAAUUUGUUUUAAGCAGUUUAACCUAUCACGAAGUUUAAAAAAACAUUUGAGAAUACACACUGAGGAAGAACCUCGUAAGUGCGAAAUUUGUUUUAAACAGUUCACUACAGCAAGUAAUUUGGAAGAACAUUUGAAACUGCACACUGGAGAAAAAGGUUUCAAGUGCAAAAUUUGUUCGAAGCUGUUUUCUCACAUCUGUUAUUUGAAACGACAUAACAGAUGCCAUACUGGAGAAAAACCUUAUCAGUGUGAAAUUUGUUUUAAGCAAUUUAGGGAAACAGUAACUUCGAAACGACAUGUAAGAGUACACACUGGAGAAAAACCACACAAGUGUGAAAUAUGUUUUAAACGGUUUACUACAACAUAUUAUUUGAAAUUACAUUUGAGAGUACACACUGGAGAAAAACCUUACAAGUGUGAUAUUUGUUUUAAGGAGUUUACCCACGCAACUAGUUUGAAAACACAUUUGAGAGUACACACUGGGGAAAAACCUCAUAAGUGUGAAAUUUGUUUUGAGCAGUUUAAUGAAGCACGCGUUUUGAAAAUACACUUAAGAACACACACUGGAGAUAAACGUCAUAAGUGUGAAAUUUGUUUUAGACAAUUUAGUAAAUCGGGAAAUUUGAAACGACAUUUGCAGUGGCACACCAACGCCGGAGAAAAAGCAUAGAGGUGCAAAAUUUGUAUUAAGCAAUUUACAACAGAAUAUUAUUUGAAAAGACAUCUGAGAUUCCACACUGGAGAAGAAACGUACAAGUGUCAAAUUUGUCUUAACUAAUUUACUCGUAAAGUAAUUUAAAUGAUCAUUUAAAAGUUCAUACUGGAGAAAAAUCUUAUGAGUGUGAAAUUUGUUUAAAGAGAUUUAGUGUAUUGAGAACUUUGAAGAUACAUAUGAGGUCGCACACCAGAGAGAAACCAUACAAGUGUAAAAUUUGUAUCAAGCGAUUUAGUACAGCAAGUUAUUUGAAAAGACAUCUGAGUUUGCAAACUGAAGAUAAACUGGAUAGGGUUAUUCGACAAGGAACCAAGCGCAAACGUAGUAAAUCAGAGAAAAUUACGUCAAAAGUUUAGUUUAAAUUGAGGAUGUCAGACGUAAAAGGAUGUAAGUGCAGUUUUGAUAGUUCUGAGAUAAUCAGCUUCAAAGUUAUUUGAGUUUUAUAAAUUCUAGAAGUCAUUAAACUAAAAUAUGGCUGGUGGACAAUGUUCCAUAAAAUGAUAAAAAUAUAGGGGUAUAUUAUUGCUCUUACUAUAUCCUUCUUUUUUUUUCAAUUAAUAAAAAAUGUAGUUGAAUCAGUGGCGGCUCGUACCACUUUAAGAAUGUAGUGCCAGAACUCGGGCAGGCGCCAAAAUUUUUAGUGACGGAUUCACGGUAUUGUCAAAAAAAGUAUACUUAUUACAAAAACUGAAAAAAUAUAUGCGCGGAUACUUUUAUCUUUGUAUCUUAUGUUUAUUGAUCUGAGGUGCCAAGGAAUUGUCCAACAUUGAUCAAAACAGUUCCGUAAAUUAAUUAAUAAUAAAAACCUCUUAACCUACCACCAGCAUUUACUGCUGAUAGUGCUUGAAGUUUGUUAUUAAGAUUUAGUCUCUAUUUACCAAUUUAUAAAAAUAAUACUAUUUCAUUAUUCACACACAUGCACAAAUUUUUGUAAUGUCACUUUUAAAGUUUACGAUAUAUGAAGUUCAUUCUUCUAUUUUUUGGUUGCAAAGUUUUCAAUGCCUUUAUUAUUAAAAUUAUCAGUAGUAAUUGCACAAGAGCUCUGAAAUUAUUGAAUAUUUCCCGAGCGACACUUUGACAGUUUUAAUUUCACGAGCCGAAGGCGAGUGAAAUUAUGUCAAAGUGUCACGAGAGCAAAAAUUCUAUAUUAAUUUCAGAGGUCGAGUGCAAGUUGUUGUGAUUAUCUCAUGAAUAAAACUGUUCAAAACCAAAAUUUUAUUGUAAUUUAUUUAUGUAAGUACCAUUAAACACACAGUUUUUAUAAAUAUUUGACGAUUUAAAGUCAUCACUUUUAUAAUUUUUAAAACAUUAAUUGUCAUUAAUGUCACUGAAUGUAUUUUUUCGUAGCAACGAAGGGCAUCUGACGUAAUAUACUUAACGACGGGAGAUUAUAAAAAAUUAUCGAUUUAAUUCAGAUUUCUGUAGCUUUCUAUUGGUCAGAAUCUCCUAUGAAUGAAAUAAUCAAUACAAUUUACAAAAUGCUUUUCUGCAGAUAGCAUACCUAAAGCACUAUGUUUUAACAUCGAAAAACAGCGUUCUGCUUCAGAUGUUGAUAUAGGAAUGGUAACUAAAAUACUUAAAAGUUUAAUAGUUUCUUCAAAUGUGCUUUUUAAGCCUUCCCUCUACAAUAAAACCGAUAGCGAAACAGCCCCAGAAGUAGUACUUAAUUCGUCUCGCCAAUACAGUACCUACUUCUAAUUCAGUUUUAAAUCGAGUUUUGUUUAAAAAUUAAAAUUGUCUCCAUGUUUCAUUAACAAAUGAUUCGGAGAACUGAUGCUUAUAAGCAGAAAACUUCUCCGACAUAAAUAAAUUAGAAGCAACUAAAUGUCCGGAGAAGGUAGACCUUUGAAAGAUCUGGUACUUUGAAUAAUAUGAACCUAUAAGUCGUUGUCUAAUUCGGCGCUAAAAUUGACCAGCUCCUUAAAUAUGCCUCUAUUUUCUGAAUUUUAUUUUUCGUCGUGACUUCUUAAAGCUAACUCGAAAACUCCACAAAACCUUAUAACAUUUGGAGUUUUUUUUAAAUAUUUAAAAAAAAUAUUCUUAAAAAUUUAAAUUUCUUAAAAAAAUUUUUUAGAUACUAAUCUUCAUUGUCAAUUAAUAAAUUAAACUUAAGAAAUAAUCAAAAUAUUAUUUAUAUUACACACUACACCCACGAUUAUGAUGCCAUAAAAGUUUAAUUAUAAAUACAAAACUUUUUAACAGAAAAUAUACAUAAUAAAAGCGACAAACCAGCACGUAAAGAAACUCAACCUCGAGCCCGGCACAGAGAUUCACAUUUAAAGGUAUACUAAUAGUCCAAUAUAGCUCUUUCUCUGUCACUUAAAUAGAAUGCUCGUAAAAUCUUUCUCUCUUUAGUCGUGUCAGUACUGACUUUGGCACGAGGGAGAGAUUCUCCUGUCGAAUAAUCUCCGCUGUGGCAGGGGUUGUAUUACGCAAAUAGUUGCCAUAUUUUAUAUAAUUUAUGAAGAUCAAAAGAAAUAUACACAAAAAAAUUAACAAGAAUUAAAAAGUUUUGAAGAUAAAAAAUAUGUUACUGCAUAGUUACGAAGGUAGUGCCAUGGCUCUAAGGCACUACCUCACGGGCCGCCACUGAGUUGAAUCAGUACAUGGUGUUGAUGAUAAAUGUUAGUCGUAAAACGGUUCAAAUGCCAAUGUUAACUAUUACUAAUCAUUUUUAUCCCAGCUGUUAACCACAGUGUAACUACAACAGGCACGAUGCAUAAUACAUAAUUAGUCUUAAAAAUUUGACACAAAUCUAAUAUUUAUUUACUUGAAAUUAAUCCCGUAUUAACAUGUAUUUUUACAGAAUACUAAAAAUAGUUUUCUGUUAAAAUGAUUCAAGCGCAUGUAAACACGUUUACCUACUACUAAUGCAAACUGCAAUUGUUUUCAUUAAAUUAAAUGUAAUGGCUAUAGAUGCCGACUGUAGGGUGAAACAUGCUUGAAUCCUUUUACCACCAAGUUAUAGUACUAUUAUAGACCGAUCAAAUAAAAUUACAAUACAUGUAAAUCAAAAUGUAAUCCCGUACAGGUUGGAAUAGAUUUUUUAUCAAAGUUUAGGUCCAAACAAAAGAUAUUUUUAAGAAAGUAUAUGAUUCAUGUGAGGGGAUCAUUGUUUAAAUAAUUAAAAAUGGGUAAUUUUUGCACAAAAUUUACUUUUUUAACUGCUCUGGUAAUUCGUGUCUGUAUUAAGGAUUUUACAAUUUUUUUCUGCAAAGCUGAAGAAAAAGUCUUUUAUAUGCGACUUAC